This is a messenger RNA of Laccaria bicolor S238N-H82, 237 nucleotides long. RefSeq lists its product as uncharacterized. Bases 1 to 237 code for a protein of 78 amino acids. The transcript has 4 exons. Lineage: Eukaryota; Fungi; Basidiomycota; Agaricomycetes; Agaricales; Hydnangiaceae. The record is from RefSeq and is a predicted model, not a curated record.
AUGUGCGAACUAGAAGUGUUCGGCGACUACUAUCGUGGAUGCGGACAUUUUAUAAGGUCGUACUACUCAGGGGAAAAAUUCGACUGCAAUUCCCAAACGUGUGGCAUCAGCAGCGCGCAUAUACACAAAGCUCCAAAUUGUCGUUGCAACAAGACUCCCUAUGACCAUCAAAGAGUCGUGAAUAUGUUUCAUACUCCUUGUGACGAAUGCAGAUCGUUCGACCGCCUCCCUCGCUGA